Schizosaccharomyces cryophilus OY26 is the source of this 1509-nucleotide messenger RNA. Its product is annotated as inner membrane translocase Oxa101. The record is from RefSeq and is a predicted model, not a curated record. Gene Ontology annotation, molecular function: membrane insertase activity. The transcript is spliced from 3 exons. Gene Ontology annotation, biological process: protein insertion into mitochondrial inner membrane from matrix; mitochondrial respiratory chain complex IV assembly. Lineage: Eukaryota; Fungi; Ascomycota; Schizosaccharomycetes; Schizosaccharomycetales; Schizosaccharomycetaceae. The coding region runs from base 144 to 1295 and encodes 383 amino acids. Gene Ontology annotation, cellular component: mitochondrial inner membrane.
GCAUAAGUUUCCUUGUACUGGAAUUCUCGACAGAGCAAACCGCUUGUCACUACCGUCGAAAAUUAGAUGCAUACCUAGGCAACGUAUUCUUUCUUUUUUUUCUUGUUAUCGUAGGAAACUCAAUAGAAUCAUAAUUAUUAAGGAUGUUCCUUUUUGGUCUGCGAUUUCUCAAGCAUCAUCAAGGGAUUCAGGUUUCUAAUAAAAAUGCUCUUCAGAAGCUGAAGACAUUACCUGUUCGAAAGCAAUUGCCUCUAAGUUACUUACAACCAAUUCGAGGUGUUUCAACAUCUGUUGCAGACACAGCGGUAGCAGCUACAACUAAUACCGCCAACGCAGUUGGUAUUAGUAAUUCUUGGUGGCCGUAUGCUUUUCUUCAAAAUGCAGCUUACACAAUCAAUGUGUAUGCCGGAGCUCCCUGGUGGGUGUCUAUUAUUGCUACAACCAUUGGUGUUCGGUUUGCCCUUUUACCACUUAUGUUGAAGUCUUUUCGAACAAGCUCGAAGCUUUCAGUACUUCAGCCUGAAAUGAAGAAAGAACUCGAUGCCAUCAAAUCAGCCAAGUUAGAAAAUGACCAGAUGCGCCUUACCCAGCACAGUAUGGCUCUAAGAGCUUUGUACAUUAAGCAUCAGAUCAAUCCGUUGUCCAUCUUCAUGCUUCCUCUCACCCAGAGUGUUGUCUUCUUUAGCUUUUUCUAUGCAAUCCGUCAAAUGGCUCGAGUGCCUGCCGAAGGUUUCAAGGAAGGCGGUUGUGCUUGGUUUCAGGACUUGUCAGCAGCAGAUCCUUACUACAUUUUGCCUAUGAUAAACGCAGCAUUCAUGUUUACGGGAAUGCAAUUAAACCGAUCAAACACCGCAUCUACCAUCGGCAAUUCUCCCAAUUGGAGUACCUUUUUCUUUCUUUGUUGUCUUCUGAGUCCUCUUUUCACCAUAAAACUUCCUUCUGCUAUUUUUCUGUACUGGAUUCCUAGCAGUAUCUUUAACAUCGUUCAAGGUUUCAUUUUGAAAAGACCUGCCGUUCGUCAGAAACUUGGAUUCGCUCCUCUUCCGCCUUCUUUAGACUCUGCCAUAUCAGGCAAAAAUCUUUUACGAAAUCCUUUCAAGGCAGUUCGUGACAUGUAUAAGGGUAUUAAAGACUCCAUUUUGGGAAGAUAUGAUCAGCUUAAAAUUGAUAUGGAAAAACGGGCCCUAGCUACCAGGUCUGUCAAUGUUGUUCGACCUAAUGAUCAUUAUAGAAAGCUGAAAGAAUUGAACCGAAAAAUGGCUAUCGAAAAGAAAAAGGUCUCUGAGAAAAAAUGAUGAGUUACCCACUAUCCAAUUCCCCACUCUUUUUGAAAAUGCUUGUUGCAUAAAACGUCUUUAAAUUCAUUUGACCUCAAAUAGCCAGUUGUCCCCUUUACCAUACAAUGUUUUAAUUUAGGAAAUAAUAUAGUCUUUCAGAUACGUUUCAUAAAAGUAUAUGCCUAAUUAAGUCAAAAUUAUCCAUUAGUUAAUAGUAUCGAUUUAAUUCUGG